Molecule: messenger RNA, 1176 nt
Organism: Orbilia oligospora ATCC 24927
Lineage: Eukaryota; Fungi; Ascomycota; Orbiliomycetes; Orbiliales; Orbiliaceae
Exons: 3
Coding region: 1-1176 (391 amino acids)
Molecular function (GO): NAD+ binding
Source: RefSeq, a predicted model, not a curated record
AUGCUCCUCCGCAUCCCCUACACAACCCCCCUCCCUUCCUUCCCCGCAAUCCCCUCGACAGCAACAACCCUCCAAACCGCCAUCACCGCCGUUUCAAACUUCCUCCUGAACACCCGAUCAACUCUCGUCCUAUCCGGAGCCGGAAUAUCCGUCGCAUCCGGUUUACCUGAUUACAGGGGGCCCCAGGGGACAUAUACUUUGAAUAAAGAGUAUAGACCUAUAUUCUAUGGAGAUUUUGUGCAUAAAGAUGCUAUGAGACGACGGUAUUGGGCUCGUAGCUUUUUGGGGUGGAAGGGGGUGGAGAGGGUUAGGCCGAAUAAGGCGCAUGUGACGGUUGGGAGGUUGUGGGAAGGGGGGUGGAUUGGGGGGGCUAUUACGCAGAAUGUAGACUCCCUCCACACGAUGUCCCACCCGGACAUGCCAAUAACAAACCUUCACGGUCUAUUAUCGACGGUAUUAUGUUUAACCUGCCGUACCCAUUCCGAAAGGCCUCCGUUUCAAAAGGAGUUACAUAGGUUAAACCCCACAUGGUCGGAGUUUUUGGAAAAAAUGCGUUCCACGCCGGAUAUGCCUAUAAAGAGGGGUCCGGACGGUGAUAUCGAAGUCCCCGGUGUUAAAUACGAAAGUUUCAGAUACCCGCCUUGUCAGACAUGUUUGAAGAACUCGACUUUUCACGGGAUGAUACGGAUUGAUGGUGAUGGUGCUAUGAAAAGGAUUGAAGGGGAUGGGAAUGUUCCGGGGAUAGUUAAGCCGACUUUGGUUUUCUUUGGGGAGAAUUUGAGGGAUGAGAUAAAGAAGGAGGCGGAAGGGAAAGUGGAUGCUGCGGAUUCGGUUUUGGUCAUCGGGAGCAGUUUGGCCACUUAUUCGGCUUGGAGGUUGGUUAAAAGGGCGAAAGAUCAGGGGAAGAAAGUCGCUAUAGUUAAUCUGGGAGGGGUAAGGGGUGAAGACGCCUUUUGGGAUGACGGUGAAGGGAAGGUAGCCGCAAAGUACAGGCUGGGAGAUGGCACGGAUGGUGUUAGGGUGGAGUUUGACGCUGGAGAUGUUUUGGAAGGAGCAUUAAACAUUCUCGAACGGAUCGACGGUAAAAGAGCGAAUCGAAAGGUGCCUCUUGAUAGUUUAGGAGCUAGUCGUCGGGAUAUUGAGCUUAGAGAAAUCGAAAUCGCAACCACGAAGUAG